Molecule: messenger RNA, 2795 nt
Organism: Drosophila montana
Lineage: Eukaryota; Metazoa; Arthropoda; Insecta; Diptera; Drosophilidae
Gene: Naus
Product: Nausicaa
Exons: 4
Coding region: 204-2012 (602 amino acids)
Source: RefSeq, a predicted model, not a curated record
AAAAAGUAUCCACUUUUUCACGGCAACAAAGAAUUUUUAUGGCGCAGAAUUUAGUAAAUUAACGCAAAUUAUAGCCAUUAAAAUGCCAUUUAUUUAGCGCAGCACAACGGCGAAAAGUGCAAUUAUAAGUAGAGAUUGUAAUUUACAAACUGCGACGCAGCCUCGAACAACAAUUUUUGUAUGCUGUAAAGAAAGCCAGGAUAAUGGAGCAGAACUCCAGCACUAUUACAACCGAGAAGGAGCUGGAAAUCAACAGUGUGGCACCAACAACUAUAGCCGCCUGCAGCAGCAGCGACAUCAAUGCCACACAUGAAUUCCAAACCAUGAAGCCGGGCGCAGGACAUAAGUUACAACUACAACAACAGCAGCAGCAGCUUGGCAAUGGACGCACUGAGCUGCCACAUAGCGAGCUGGUGAAGAUGCUGUACUAUUUGGAGGGUGAGCUGCAGGCACGCGAUGUGUGCAUCGCUGCGCUGCGCAACGAGCGGGUAAAGCAGCUGAUCACACAGCUGCGCACAAAGCGUGUGCAGCCAAACGAUCCGUAUGCUUCGCUGUUUCGGGAUAAGAUCGCAUUGAAUGGGAAUCUGAUAUCUCGCGAGUCCUCCACGCAGGCCGCUCAAGCGGAAAUGGAGGUGCGCCAGAUCAUUGAGCAGCAAAUGGAGCAGCAGUAUCAGAUGGUCAGCAAGCAGCGUGGCACACAUGUGCGCAUGGUUAAUAUAUUGACCGAGUCGCUGGAGAAUAACCAGCGCAUGUUGCAGCAGCUAGAGGAGGAGAGGCGCAAGCAUGAGAAUGAUACCGCUCAGGGUGAUGAUAUAACCUAUGGCUUGGAAAUGGAGCGUACCAAGUUGCGCCAGCAGUUAGAGGCAGAGCAGGCGCAGGUGGCAAACAUGGAGAAGGAUCUCAAGAAACUGCAGGAGACGCUCGAGUACGAGCGCAACAGGCAAAAGCAAAUUGUUUUGUUACUUAUCGCGGAACGAAAGAAGAUCCUAAUGAAAUACAUUGAGGAGGGCAAACGUUCAGAGGAUCUGGCUCAAAUUCUUGCCGAAGAGAAGCAGCGCUCCGAUACCAUUGCCGAGGGCCUUGAGGAGGAGAGCAAAAAAUCGCUGCGUAUGGAGGAGGAGCUGGAAAAGCAAACACAAUCAAUGGAACUGGAGCGCAAAACGCUGUUAUCCAAAUUGGCCAAGGAAGAGCUGCGUGUAAAGGAGCUGGAGCAGGAGCUUAACACGUUGCGUAGCGAGCACGAGGCAUUAAAGAAGCAAAAUCAACAGCAGCAACAACUGUCUGCCAGUGGCUCAACGGUGGCUGCUGCCAGCAAGUCGCGUCAGUUUAGCGACGACGCAUGUGCCACGCCUAUGGUAAACAUUGCGAAAAUAGUCCAACCAACCGCGACGGUGACCAGCAUGCCGGUUUCGGGCCCACAAACGGGCAUAGCACGCUCCAUUGUGCCAGGCCAAAAUAUACGCAGCGCCGCUGUUGGCAUUGCCACGGUGCCAACGGGGACCGCCACCGCACCCACGGCCCCAUCUACCCUGGCUGCCGUGAAUCACAACAGCAGCACAGUCGCUACAACGGACGUUGGAGCCGCUGCUUCCAGUGCAGUUGUGGUAACUGCUCCACCAUCACCUUCGCCGGCUAAAAUGCAGCCAACGGCGACCAUACAACGUGCUCCGGGCGGCAAGUACGCAGCACUGGCUGCUGCUGCAGCGCUGGAUCAGACCGCAAUACCACCGCAUCCACAUCCUGUGCCCAUUGCAGUGCCACCUGUUACCGUGCCGCCGGCAGGGGCACGCGGCGCACCACCACCCAUACCAACUAAGCCAAUUGUACCGCCCAAGCGCGAGCCUUCGCUGUCGCGCUUGGGCUCCAUAACGAGCGGCAAUGCUGCUGCCACAGCCAUUGCCGCAGCUGCGGCAGCAGCAACGGCUGCUGUGGCGGCUACCGCAACCACAACAACUGCCUCUUCGACGAGCGCAGCAGCAGUGGUAUCGGCGACUACGGCGAAACAUAAUUAGACACCUUCCUAGACAUCUUUCGACAUACAUAUAUACGCGCAUUAUACCAUAUAGCAUAUAGAAAAAGCGAAAAUACUCAAAACCGAAUAUAGCUCCACACAACAAUUGGCCGUAAUACUACUUAAGAGGGUACACUCCUUCUGGAGUGUAAGUAAAAAGUAUAAGAUUCUUUGACCACGCCAAACUCAGACAGUCAAAUACGUUUUUCCCCAAUUUACUCAUAUACAUAUUUGUAUGAAAAAGUUAAGGAUUUUAUCUUUGAAAGUAGGUCCUGUGCUUUGAUUAAUUCUGUUAUUAUUUUCCGUUUUACUAUUAGCUUUGCAAAGCCAUGCAAAGAAUGUAAGCAUAAGAAAAUAACAAAGUGCUUUAGUUUUUCUUUUAAAUUGUUUUCAAGAGUCACUUAAAAGUGUUUUCAUUGUUUCCUCCUUUCCAUCGCUGGAUUUGUGUAUGUAAUUCCGUGUGUAGUCGUUAGUAAAGAACAUUUGUACAAGGCCGUACGAUUCUCAUUAUCAUUAAAAAAGAAAAUAAAUGAACAUAUAGUAAUUAUAUACCCUUAUAUAGUAUACGGACUACUCCAUUGUGCUCUGUGCGUUGUUUGUUAGUUCUUAGGUGCAUAAUCCCAAAUACUGUGCAGCUAUAAACACAACUUUAUGUAAUUACCUAUAGAACGUUUUAGGUUUUUAAUUUCGUUUUAAGUUCGGCUUAAGCAUUUUAAUUUGCCUUAUGAAAAUAAAAGAACCUAAUCUUAUAGAUUAGAACGUUAAAUUCUAAUCAGGAAUACAA